Messenger RNA from Lichtheimia ornata, 1233 nucleotides. RefSeq lists its product as uncharacterized. The transcript has 2 exons. The record is from RefSeq and is a predicted model, not a curated record. Gene Ontology annotation, molecular function: protein binding. Lineage: Eukaryota; Fungi; Mucoromycota; Mucoromycetes; Mucorales; Lichtheimiaceae. The coding region runs from base 1 to 1233 and encodes 410 amino acids.
AUGUCCUCCAACAAACUUUUCCCUUUGUAUCUUCAAGCUUGUCGACGAGGUCUUGUCACGCGAUCCAUACCCAUUCCACAGCCACAAUGCCUUCGUAGCAAUGGCAACCACGUCUUGAACAAAGCAUUCAGCACAACAACGACACGAUCGGCAUUCCUCAAGAUCGACUCUCGUGCAGCACGUCAACAUCCGAAUCUCUAUCGCAUUCCAGCUGAUCCUGUUGUUGCAGCUACUCGUGUUUCUCAGCUGCUCGAACGUGCUUCCUUUGAAGAUGCCAAAGAGUAUCUUAUCAAUCUACGAUCCGGGCUACAGUCGACAGCAGCAUGGAACACGUUGUUAAAGUAUUGUGUGACACAUGGUCGAGGACAACUCGGUGAAUCAUGUUUUACAGAGAUGAGAAGACGUGGAUUUGUGCCUAAUGAAAAGACGUAUACCCUGAUGGUGUUAUUGUGGUCCAAGUCCAAGUCACCUUCCGCACUUGCGAAUGCUGAGACAUGGUUUAGCCGUAUCGAAGACCCGACACUCUUCCACUACAAUGCAUUAUUACGGGUGUACAAAGACAAAGGCGUGUCCAUGAACAAGGCAUUGAAUCGAUUAGAAGCCAUGUCCAUUGUACCGAAUGAUGUAUCCUACAGCACCGUGCUACAAUGUGCUAAGCAAGGGGAUGCUGCUUUGGUGAUUGAAAUAUGGCAACACAUGGAUAAGCAAUGGUCAACCCAACCUAGUCGAAAGGAUGGCUCUGAACAUUCAUUGUUGGCACAAAAGGCGAGGCGCGUAUUGGAAACUGAACAAGGAUUACAAGACAAACCAGAUGACAAGGAUGAUACCACUUUUCUCGAUAUGGAUGAUACACUGCAAAGAAACCUAUUUUCGGCAAUGACACGUGCUUCAUGUCGCCCAUCUUUUGCUAUGCAAGUGAUUGAGCGUCUCUAUGGGAUCCAGCCCCCUCCAUUCUCAAGAAAUGAUACGAGAUACCAACCUUCUGAAGCAGUGACUAUACAAAGCAUGGGAUUGGUGCCAUCAGUGAGGACGUUGGAUGUCAUUCUACGCUUUUUCGGCAAUCAAAAGUCAUACAAGCUUGGACGCAAAUACUACAAAUUGAUGCUUGAUCACUUUCCUCAAUUGACACCCGAUGAUCAUCUCAAGCAGACUGCCGCUUGGUUGGAACCGAGAAAAUCAUUCUGGGCGAAACAACAAGGUCGUACUAGUAGCAGUAGUAGUAAUAGAAAUUAG